Molecule: messenger RNA, 1527 nt
Organism: Sphenostylis stenocarpa
Lineage: Eukaryota; Viridiplantae; Streptophyta; Magnoliopsida; Fabales; Fabaceae
Source: the annotation of a GenBank genome assembly
AUGUUUGUGUAUAUCGUAGUAUUUGCUUCAAUUAUUCUCUCCUUCAUCUUCUUCCAAAUAAGCUGGAGAUACAAUAAAGAUACACCUAUCACAAAUUGGCCAAUAAUUGGUAUGCUACCUGGAUUUCUUCAAAAUUCUUCCAAUAUCUUUGAUUAUUUUACCUUGGUUUUGAAACAUUAUGGAGGUACUCUAGCAUUUGAAGGACCCUGGUUCUCAAACACAAAGUAUCUUGUCACUAGCGAUCCCAUGAACGUGCACCAAAUCGUAAGCAAGAAAUUUGGCAACUAUGGAAAAGGGACCGAUUUCAACGAGAUUUUUUAUGGUUUUGGAGGUGGGAUUUUCAAUUCUGAUUUCCAUGCAUGGGAAGAAGCGAGGACAACACUUCAUUCACUGUUUAAAAGGAAAAGCUUUAUGAUCUUCCUUCAACAAACCAUUCAGAAGAAGAUGGAGAAUUUCCUGAUACCAUUUCUUGAUCAUGCAUCCAAAGAAGGAGUUGAGUUGGACAUACAAGAUGCCUUGGAGAGAUUCGCCUUUGACGCCAUCUGCUCCAUUACUCUUGGAUAUGAUCCGAAUUGUCUUCCAAACAAGCUCGCUAAGGUCUCACGCGUUGCUUAUGAGAAAGAUUUAACUGAGACGGCGCAUGUAGUAUUCCUUAGACACUUCAGACCAAGAUGGUUGUGGAAGCUGCAACGAUGGCUCCAUAUUGGUCCAGAGAAGAGGUUCAAAGAGGCCAUAGACAAUCUUGAUAAAUUAUUGAAUGAACGCAUUACAUGUAAACGUGAAGAGCAAAAUAGACGAAAUAGCUCCAAAAAAGUGGAUGACACUCAUUCUGACCUAAUAGGAGUGUUAAUGGAGGAAGCAGCUCUAAAAGGGCAAGUGAUGGAUGACAAGUAUCUUAGAGACACAACAUUUAGCCUUCUUUCUGCUGGAAGCGUCACAGUUAGUACGAGUCUCAGUUGGUUCUUUUGGCUCGUUUCAACUCAUCCACAUGUGGAAGCCAAAAUUCUUCAAGAGAUCAAAGAUAACUGUUUGAAUCAAGAUGGAAACAUCAUUGAUUCCAGUUUAGAAGAGCUUGGUAAGCUUGUUUACCUCCAUGGAGCUAUAUGUGAAGCCCUGAGGCUUUUUCCUUCCGUUCCCUUUAAUCACAAGUGUGCAAUCGAAUCUGAUAUCCUUCCUAGUGGACACCAUGUUAGUCCAAAUACCAAGAUAUUAUACUCUUUGUACUCAAUGGGAAGGAUGGAACAAAUAUGGGGAAAUGACGUCGUGGAGUUUAAGCCUGAGAGAUGGAUUUCAGAGAGAGGACGCGUCAUACACGUUCCAUCUUACAAGUUCAUAGCUUUCAAUGCAGGUCCUAGAAGUUGUUUGGGUAAAGACAUUGCUUUGAUUGAAAUGAAGAUGGUUGCAGUUGCCAUAUUGUGGAGGUUUCACAUGCAGGUCGUGGAAGGUCAUCCAAUAACCCCAAGGAUGUCUAUUUUACUUACCAUGAAACAUGGCUUGAAGGUCAAACUUACUGAGAGAUGCGUUUGA